Messenger RNA from Paramisgurnus dabryanus, 8070 nucleotides. The record is from RefSeq and is a predicted model, not a curated record. Lineage: Eukaryota; Metazoa; Chordata; Actinopteri; Cypriniformes; Cobitidae.
GCGCUCGAGGAGAAGCGCGCGACCACAGGCUGCAGUAGGCUAGGCGCAGACUACACAACACGGCAUAGCGCUUCAGUCCCGUGCAACCGGACGCCUCGUAGAUUCAUCACAGGAAUCGCUUUACUGGACACCUGAGCUGUGGACGUCUGGUUGAAACGGGAGAAUCCGCUAACUAAAACACUCCUCCUAAGCAGUCUUACUGGCAAGCUGCGGAUACUGCCUUAUGUUUGAAUGCUCACACUGAGUGUUGAUCGCAAGGCCUGGUUGCUUUGACCUGGAGGGAAAGGAUUUGCAUGUAACACACCCUGAUAUGGACAGGAACAGGAAGUGCAUCUGUGAAGGAGCGAUGAUGAUGAUGAUGAUGCUGCUGGGUCACAUGACCACUGCAUUAGAAGUGCCUCUUGACCCUAAAGUUCUGGAGGGAUUACCGCAGCCUCCCACAAUAACUCAUCAGUCCCCCAAGGAUUACAUCAUCGACCCUCGGGAAAACAUCAUUAUCCACUGUGAGGCCAAAGGAAAGCCUCAACCCAGCUUUUUAUGGACGCGUAACGGCACUCACUUCGAUGUGGAGAAAGAUUCGAAAGUGACCAUGAAGCCCAACUCGGGCACUUUGGUGAUCGAGAUCAACGGAGAGAAGGUGGAAGCGUACGAGGGCGUUUACCAGUGCAUCGCCCGAAACGUGCACGGCUCGGCUGUGUCCAAUAACAUCGUCAUCCGGCAAUCAAGGUCCCCCUUGUGGUCGAAAGAGAAAAAUGAUCCAAUCACAGUGCAGAAGGGCAUGUCUCUAGUACUGCAAUGCAGACCACCGGCUGGACUGCCUCCUCCGAUUAUCUUCUGGAUGGAUAACAAUUUCCAAAGGCUUCCCCAAAAUAGCCGCGUGUCACAGGCUUUAAAUGGAGACCUGUACUUUUCAAACGUGAUCAUGGAUGACACAAGAAGUGACUACAUCUGCUACGCCCGCUUCCCUCACACCCAGACCAUACAACAGAAGCAGCCAAUCACAGUCCAUGUGCUGGACAUUGAAGCUAUGAAUGACACUGUGUUGGCAGCUUUUUUGAAUGGCUCAGAUUUUUGGGGUGACAGUCCAUCUGGGGAGAGAGCACCCACUUUUAUGCACCCACCGGGAACACGCAGUACCACCAUAGUCUUGAAAGGAGACACACUGGAGCUGGAAUGCAUCGCGGAUGCCCUCCCAACCCCAGAUAUCUCUUGGAGUAAAGUGAACGGAGAGCUGCCCAGAGGCCGCAUUUCAUUGCACAGUUUCCAGAAAACCUUGAAGAUAACGGAGAUGACAGAAGCAGACGCCGGAGAUUACCGGUGUUUCGCAAAGAACCGCCUGGGGAGCAACCAACACAUCAUCACUGUCAUUGUCAAAGCGGCACCCUUUUGGAUCAGCGCCCCUCAGAACCUCAUCCUGGCCCCUAAAGAAACAGGGAUGCUCACAUGCCGGGCCGAUGGCAACCCUAAGCCCAAGGUCACCUGGUUUGUCAACGGUGUGGCCAUCGAGAAUUCACCCGUGGAUCCCAGUCGGAAAAUCGAAGGUGAUGUCAUCAUCCUUAGCGAUGUGCAGACUGGCUCCAGUGCAGUUUACCAGUGUAAUGCUUCCAAUGAGUACGGAUACCUGCUGGCCAAUGCAUUCGCCAGUGUCCUGACUGAACCUCCAAGGAUCCUGACUCCUGCAAACCAUGUGUAUGCAGUCAUUACAAAUAGCAGGGCUCUGCUGGACUGUGCUGCAUUUGGAUCACCUCUUCCGAAGAUCACGUGGUUUAAAGACGGACAAAGCAUACUGGAUGGCGACUUGUACAUCAUACAUAAGAAUGGCACAUUGGAGAUUAACGUGGCUCAGCAACUAAACGGUGGCAAAUACACCUGCAUAGCCUCUAACAAUCUUGGCAACAAAGAAAAUUAUGUGCAUUUGGAAGUGAAAGAACCAACACGGAUCCUAAAGCUGCCAGAAUACAAAGUGGUCCAAAGGAACGGCAUCGCAGUGUUUGAGUGUAAGGUAAAACACGACCCUACGCUCAUCCCUUCCAUGAUAUGGCUCAAAGACGACGGAGAGCUACCGGAUGACCCACGAUUCGAGCUAGGCUCUGAUAGUUUGACUAUACACGAAGUGACGGAGGAUGACGAGGGCCCAUACACCUGUAUCAGAAACACCACCCUGGACCAAGAUUCGGCAAGCGCCACGCUCACUGUAGUUGAAGCCACACCAACGCCACCUGUAAUACUGGAGCAACCAGACCCUCCUACAGACUUGGAGCUGACGGACCAACGAGAGCGUAGCGUACGGCUGACAUGGACCCCUGGAAAUGAUCAUAACAGCCUCAUUAAAUUGUUCCUCAUUCAAUAUGAAGAUUCGCUCCAUGAGCCAGGAGUUUGGGUCAAUAUGACCGAGGUCCCUGGAACCACCACCACGGCCCAUCUCGACCUGUCUCCACAUGUAUAUUACUCAUUCAGAGUACUGGCACUGAAUGAUGUGGGUCUAAGUGAACCCAGCAACCCAUCCGGACAGUACCGAACCAAUCCCGCCAAGCCUGACAUGAAUCCAUCCGAUGUUGAGGUUAUUGGCACUUCUAAGGAUAGUAUGACUGUAACUUGGAAGGAACUGACAGGAUCGGAGUCGAACGGUCCGGGUCUACAGUACAAGGUCAGCUGGAGAAAAAAAGAUGUGGAGCAGCGCUGGACGUCACUCACUCUGGCCAACGUCUCGCAGUAUGUGGUGACGGGAACGCCCACUUUCGAACCCUAUGAGGUCACGGUACAAGCGAUCAAUGACUAUGGACCAGGGCCAAGACCAGAGGUAGUGCUGGGAUACUCUGGAGAGGACUCACCUACUGUUGCACCAGAGAAUGUCCAAGUUUCGGUUCAUAAUGGGACACUGGCUGAAGUCCAUUGGGAUGCUGUUCCUCUUUCAACAGUCCGUGGUCGACUAAAGGGAUACAAGGUGAGCUACUCGAAGCGGAGAAGUCUCCAUAGGCAAGAUAUCGAGCCUGAGGAGCCACAGGUGAUCAUCUUCAGUGGAAAUGAGACAGUGGGUCGUCUGUCCGACCUCCAUCCCUACAGCGAAUACACCCUUAACAUUAAAGUCUUCAAUGGUUACGGAGACGGACCCACCAGCUCCGAUCAGCAAUUCGAAACUCCAGAAGGAGUGCCCGGACCUCCUACCGAAUUAAAAAUCAGAAAUCGGGACCUGGACUCAUUGAUAGUGGAGUGGGCACCGCCUCUGAAAGACAACGGUCAUCUCACUGGAUACCUGCUCAGAUAUCAGCCUAUCAAUGCAACAGAUGAACUUGGGCCGCUAAAAGAGCUUCCUCUGCCAGCAAAUGAGACCAGCGCAACUCUCGACAACCUCAAGUACAGCACACGCUACAAGAUCUACUUGAAUGCCAUGACGGUCAAGGGCUCGGGACCCACCGUUAUUGAAGAGGCUGUUACUGUUAUGGAUGAAGCAUUAAUUCGACAUCCCGCAGUAGAGGCGGGUAAAGGCUCAACCCCCCUUCCACCUCAACCAACACCCCCUGUCACUCAAUCUUUGCAGUCUCCGUUCCACAAGGCGCCCCCUUCAGGUCGGAUGUUUGGGUUCGUGAACUCCUCGGUGGAGGAGGACCAUGCCGUGAUAAGCUGGGAAUACUUGGGGCCAGAUAGGAAUGUUUAUGUGGAAUAUGUUGUUGAUAACAGUAAAGAACCUUGGAAAACCGAAUUUGUUAAUGGCACUCGGACGUAUCAGAUUAAAGGUCUAAAGCCCGGGAUUUCCUAUAGGGUUCGUGUGGUAGCCAAAGACCAUUCGGACGCAACGGUCCACAGUACAGAAGAGAUGUUGAUUACAGUUCCAGCUAUGAGCAGCAAGCAGGUUGAUAUAGCGACACAGGGCUGGUUCAUCGGACUCAUGUGUGCCAUCGCUUUACUGAUCCUGGUGCUACUCAUCGUUUGCUUCAUUAAGAGGAACAAAGGAGGCAAAUAUCCAGUAAAAGAGAAAGAAGACGCACACCAAGACCCAGAGAUCCAACCAAUGAAAGAGGAUGAUGGGACAUUUGGUGAAUACAGUGACACGGAGGACCACAAGCCCCUGAAGGGCAGCCGGACCCCGUCCAACGGCACGGUGAAGAAGGACGACAGCGACGACAGCCUGGUGGAUUACGGCGAGGGUGGCGACGGCCAGUUCAACGAGGACGGCUCAUUCAUCGGCCAGUACAGCGGCAAGAAGGAAAAAGACACGGCGGAGGGCAACGAGAGCUCGGAGGCUCCCUCGCCGGUCAACGCCAUGAACUCUUUUGUGUAACGACCUAUAACCUUUGACCCACACCACGCCCUCAUCGUCACACCAUCGUAUGGAGAACAGGCUAUCUCUGCUGCACUGUGACCUCACGACAUCACAGCGAAAGAAUCCCAAACGACACUCCUCAUAAGAAUGUCAAAACGUUAAAGUAGCAGUGAGGGACGAAUGCAGUAUACGGUAUAUAUGCAAGAGGACUUCUGGACCACAGGACCUUGAUCGGUCAAAAUGAAGGUCACGUGACAUUUAGAUGAAAUUGCUUGUAUAAUUUCGGCAAGUAUGCACUAGAAAGUUUCGGGACACUUAAGCUACACUUAAAAAUAUAGAAAUGUUUUUGCAUUAAAUAAAAUAUCAAAGUACAGUUUCAGGCAAAGUAUUUCACAAAAUUUGUGAAAGUCCCCAUGAACAGACUUUACUUCUGUGUUGUAACGUAUUUACCGAUAAUAACCGAGUGAAAUGGAAUACCACACAAGGAAAAUAGUGGGUGUGGCUUGUGCCUCAUACUGUGAAUUGAUUGAAAAAUAGAAAAGUGGACAUUUCAUUCAAAAAAUGGAAUUCGCACCCGACUGAUUCAUUGCAAACAAGUGAAUAACCAUCUUCUCACUAAAUGACGAAAGACGGAUGAUGUGAACUCCGCUGCUUUACUCUCAUUGGUAGUCGCUCCGGAAAGUUGCUCGUCAUUUGCAUAAAGUUGAGCGGUUCUUAACUUUGUCGCGUAGCUGGACACGCCCACUUCCUGUGCCAACAAUCAUGGGAAGUCGGCAAGCUUUCACUACGCCAUUGCAUUAUGCACGCAGCAGUUGCAGGGGGCAGGGUUAACAAAUGCUCCGCCCACUCCGUCAAACUGACGUCAUCAGUUUAUGAGCGCACAAGAAUAAUAAAAAAUAAUGACCUGCACGGAUAAAUUGUUGAUAAUGAACAUUGCAAAUUUCCAUAAAAAAAUAAGAAUAGUCAGUUUUUGAUUUCAUGGGGACUUUAAUGCCUUGUCCACACGGACACGGGUAUUUUUAUGACCGUGACUUUUUUACGCGGUUCAGCCACACGAAAACGCAGUAUCACGGCAUUUUAAGAAACGCCGGUUACAGCAUUGCCUUCCGAUGUCACUUUUGUUAGGCUUCUGAUUGGCCACGAUUUGAGUUAUAACACCACCUGCUGGUAUGGAAUGCUCUUGACAGUGCUUGAUAGGGUGUUUUUUGCUUUUUCACGAGGAUUUCUUUUAAACCGAGCAUGUGUGGACGGGAUUUUUUGGAGGAAAAACUCUGGUUAUAAAAAUACCCGUGUCCGUGUGGAGUACGUAUUAGAACGAUGGUUGCCAAAUGUUAACGUAACACUUCUACACUGCAAAAAAUUAUUCAUUCAAUUUACUAAUUUUUUUAAGGUAAGUGGUUGCAAUCAAUUUAUUUAAUCUACAUUUAAAAAAAAAUACAAAUAAAUAAAAAAAAAUUUUUUUAAAUGUCAAAUAAAUUGAUUGCAACCACUUACCUUUAAAAAUCUGUAAAUCGAAUGAAUCAUUUUUUUCACAUUAACUAUACACUGAAAAAAAUGAUUCAUUCAAUUUACUACUUUUUUAAGGUAAGUGGUUGCAAUCAAUUUAUUUAAGCUCCAUCAUUUAAUUUUUUUUAUUUAUAUAUUUUUUUGUUUAAAUGUAGAUUAAAUAAAUUGAUUGCAACCACUUACCUUAAAAAAAUUAGUGAAUUGAAUGCAUAUUUUUUUCACAAAAAAAUGAUUCAUUCAAUUUAUGAUUAAUUCAAUUUAAGUUAAGUGGUUGCAAUCAAUUUAUUUAAUCUAUAUAAAAAAAAUUAUAAAUAAAAAAAAUUGUUUAAAUGAUGGAGUUAAAAUAAAUUGAUUGCAACCACUUACCUUAAAAAGUGGUAAAUUGAAUAAAUCAUUAUUUUCAGUGUAUAGUUAAUGUGAUGAACUCCAUCUGUGGUUACUUUGCUAGGACAUUUCUGUGAAAUAAAACGACUAUAAAUUUAGGUAAAACUUGGCUAAGACAAACCUCUAGCUUUGAUAUUUUGUCAUAUAAUGCAAAAGCAUUCCUACACUCAAUAAAAUGCUGUUUUUUAAACCUAGUGUUGAGUCAGAAAGAGACGAAUCCAACUCUAUGCUGGGUUGUUUUAACCCAUUGUUGGGUCAAAUGUAUACAUUUUCUUGUUUGAUUUAACCCAACGCCUGAGUUUGUCCCUUUUAAACCCAGAUUUUUAAGUGUGGAUUAGAUGUCCAAAUACGCUUUGGGAACUACUGUAUAGCAAACUGUGUAUCUAUGAAUAUAUAAAUUGCACCAUGGACUUGCAUAGACUGGAUUAAUACACCUUCAGUGAAUGGACCUGAGCUAGCCUUGUGGAGACCGUGAACCUCGUCUGACUGUGCUCACCCGCUUCACAGCUACAGUAAUGCCUGUACUGUCGUCAGUGUUCAAAUCCGUAUUAUACACAUUAAGGGCACCAAUGUCUUUGUGACGUUUGUGACUACCUUUACAAGCUGUACUAUUUAUCAGAGUAAAUCACGGUAAAAAUGGGAAUCAGGGAUGUGGGCUAGCAUGUUUUGACACACAGAAACUCUCACACACAAAUAUUUGCUGUAUUUAUUUUUUAUUUUAUGCCCCCUUUUUCCUUUGAAAAGGUUAUAUGUUAAGAAGACUCUAUGGCUUCAUUCACUGUUAUUCGAAAGCCCCCAGUCAACCAUGUACGUAGCAUGCACCCUCUGGUCAUCCAAGCCCUCGGUGGGCACGAACAUCUCCGAAGUCCUCUGUGGGGUCUCACAGUAUGGGAUGCAUCGAAAGCCUCAGCACGGUUCUUUAGUGCCUUGGUAGAAAUGAUCAUCAACAAAUUCCCUUCGCUUUAAUUCGACGAGGAAAUGAUGUCACCUCUUUGUAUGGGAACCCAGCCACCACCACAGAACUGCAGAUUGAUACUGUACAGACUGCCAAAAAUACUGCCACUGUUUCCAUUCAUUGGCACUUUGGAAAGCUCAUGGCCUGCGGAAAUACACAUCUUCGCACAUGUACCCAUCAUGUUCUUGCAUGUUAAGCUGUAAAUCAGGGCUUCAUGAAACACAGUGGUGCUGUCAUCGAAUAUGGCUGGAGUGUGUUGUAUGUAUGCAUUUUGUGCAGGCAAUGUGUGUGCAUGUGUGUCUGAAUAUGUGUGUGUCCACUGUAUAUACUUUAGAUUGAUUUAGCUUUGUCAUAACUUGCAUCAAGUUUUACUUUGCUUUUAAAUGUAUAGAUAUUACAUUGAUUUGGGUUUAAGAUGUGUGGACGAGCCAGGAGUUGAGAUACACCAUCGCGGCCCGGUACCUACCCAAGACUAUCCCAGCAGUCUGUGCACACAAAAGCACUUGCAAAGUGACAACUAUCCCUGUUCUUAAAUCCAAAAACUGGAACUCAAUAAAGUGCGAAAAGGCCAAGUCUUUCAUACACAGUGUACCGCCUGAUCUCAGAUACACUUCAGCUGUUAUUCUUUCACUGGCUCUGUUGUUUUAUUUUCUAUAUGGCCAGGCGUUUCUGCAUUUUUUGGUUCACAAACCUUUUUUGUAGGAAAAUUUAGAAGGGGAAUCAAAGAAACGGACACAUUCCCAAAGAUGAAGGGCAGAUUACGCCCAUACAUGGGUGGGUGCGCAAUCUGUUGAUGUGUUCGUGUCAGAGGGGGCGACGAAGACUGAAAAGUAGUGUGUGAAAUAAUAUUCUGGUUAAUGUUAAAGUUACAUGAAAAUAAAGCAUGAAAGGCUGUGAAAUGGUUUACUCUAUAAUAUAAUCACAAAAAUAUUUUGUAUAUAAAAGAAUUAAAAAUAAAUGUUGG